AGGCUCAGUGCGGCUGCGCCUGCUGCCUGAAAUGCUGAAGUCGGGCCGGAGUUACAGUGAUGCUACCUGCAAAUGCCUUCAAGUUAAAACGGUGGCCUUAUAGAUGUACCAGUGAAACGGCUUCAAGCACUUUCCUCUCAGUGUGUCUUCUCUACAAGGAAUGAUGACGGUUUGGAUCCAACAACGAACUAGGAGGUGCUGGAGGGAGAGGCCCAGUUGGAACUGGAGGUGAUGAGGGCAGCCAAAGGAUUCUGAGUGAACCACCAUGGCUUCCCAUGUGUUGGCUUGUCUCUCCAGCCUGCCAAUUGCAGUGGUCUAUGGGUCCCUAUCGCUCUUUAUUUCCAUUUUGCACAAUGUAUUCCUCCUCUACUAUGUGGACACCUUUGUUUCUGUUUACAAGAUUGAUAAACUUUCAUUUUGGAUUGGAGAGACUGUGUUUCUGAUCUGGAACAGUCUCAACGAUCCUCUCUUUGGUUGGCUGAGUGACCGGGCUUUCCUCAGUACACAGCAGUCUGGAAUAGAGAUCUCCUCUCCAGAAGUGGUGUUGAAGAGACUCAAGGCUCUAAACCACAAUGGCCCCCUUUUUGCUUUGUCAUUCCUGGCCUUCUGGAUUGCAUGGGCCCACCCAGGUUUACAGUUCCUCAUCUGCCUCUGCUUGUAUGACAGUUUCCUCACUAUGGUGGAUCUCAACCAGAAUGCCUUGCUUGCUGACCUUGCUGUGUCUGCAAAGGACAGGACUGGACUCAACUUCUACUCUUCACUGUUCAGUGCCAUUGGCUCCCUCUCAGUCUUUAUGUCCUAUGCUGUGUGGAACAAGGAGGACUUCUUCUCUUUCCGGAUCUUUUGUGUGGCACUGGCUCUUGGCUCAGCACUUGGAUUCAUUGUGGCCACAUGGCUGCUGAGGCAGAGGUUUCAGAGGGAAGGGCAAGUGAAAUGGGAUGAAAGAACAGCUUUAAAAGAACUGUAUAUAGACAAGCCUUCUGUGCAGCAGGAGAAAAGGAUCACUCUGGCAGAAUAUCUCAAACAGCUCUCCAGGCAUCGCAACUUCCUCUGGUUUGUAUCUAUGAACCUUAUACAGGUUUUUCACUGCCACUUUAAUAGCAACUUCUUCCCUCUCUUCCUGGAGCAUCUGCUAUCAGAUCGUAUCUCUCUGUCCAUGGGAUCAUUUCUGCUGGGUGUCUCCUAUGUAGCCCCUCAUCUCAACAACCUCUAUUUCUUGUCUCUCUGCCGGAGGUGGGGUGUGUAUGCUGUGGUACGAGGGCUCUUCUUCCUGAAACUGUUACUCAGUGUGAUUAUGUUCCUUGCUGGACCAGACUGGAUCUACCUGCUGUGCUUCUUCAUAGCUAGCAACCGUGUGUUCACUGAAGGAACAUGCAAGCUGUUAAAUCUCGUGGUCACUGACUUGGUAGAUGAAGAUCUGGUGCUGAAUCAGAGGCAGCAGGCUGCCUCAGCCCUCUUGUUUGGCAUGGUUGCCUUGGUAACGAAGCCUGGCCAGACCUUUGCCCCCUUGAUUGGCACCUGGCUACUGUGUGCUUACACAGGUUAUGACAUUUUUCAGCGGGAUCCUCUGAACAAAGUGGUGAGUGCUCAGCCCAAGCUUGCUUCCAACGUGGCCUGGGAACCAACCCUUCGUCAGGGCUGCUUCUACCUUCUUGUGUUUAUCCCUAUUACAUGUGCAUUACUUCAGAUCUUCAGCUGGUCACAAUUCAACCUACAUGGAAGGCGCCUCCAGACAGUGAAAUCUCAGCGUCAGAACUUAACAGAUAAAUGGUCUGAAGAGAUCAAGACAAUUUAAUUGCCAGAGGAGUUAACAGUCAGUGACACUUCCUAUGUGUAAUUUUAUGAUAGAUUCACUAAGUGGGUGGAAGAUAUAGAUGCUAAAUUGGGGAUGUAAAGUUACAUCUGGACUGGUAGAUGAUGUUUCUGCUGUUCUGGCACCUGAGUAAGGGUCAUACUACAGAUGAUGCCGGGGAUCAAUUAUCUAAUCCCCCAAUGCAUAGCUGAUUCUUAAAAAGCAACCAUGGAGCAGGAGAAAGAUUGGGACUAUGACACUGGGCAAGAGUGUUAACUCCCCACCCCCACCCCCACCCGGCAAUUUCUGUCCCCAGUGAAGCUAGUUCCUCCCCAGCUGCUUUUUGAGGCUAAAUUACAGCUUGGGGUUGUCCAGUCACAGAUUCCACUGUUGCAUACAUUAGCCUUAAGAGGAAAAAGGGCAAGUUGAUAUGUAACUGAGCCAACUUUGAUUAGUGAAGAAAAUGGAAGUUUCUGAGUUAUGUUGAAUUUCCUGCAAGAUAUUUCUAGCACUGAACAAUGCUUGGAAACCAAAAUCUUGCAUCACUGCUCAUAAAUAGAAGCUUGUCUUGAAGUCAGCAGACUACUUUUUUUGGGGGGAAAUUGCCUAUCCUUUUCUGGUUGCAAGAAGAGUAGCCAGAUCACUGGCCAGUGAAACAACUCAUAUAUUGAGAACAGGUUGGCAAUUUGAGACCUGCUGUCCCAUUCUCCCCAUCCCUCCACACAUAGGUAUGCUAUCUUGUAUUGAGAAAGUGAGAUUCAAUUUCCUCCUUUCCUUAUACUUUUUUAUAGGGGACUGACUAUUCAGAAAAUCAUCCCUCUCUCCCUCUUACAUUAAACUUGUAUCUCGAAGGCACUAAAAAUAGGGCAUAGUGCUUGCAAAGCAAACACCAUGGAGGAAAACAGCUUGUAUUUCGUUUCAGUUGAGUAACCAUGCUACUUUGUAGUGGAAGAGCAAGAUUCAAGUCCAGUAGUACUUUUAAUUCCAUGAUAUAAACUGACAAAGGGAACUUUGACUCUCAAAAGCUUAUGCCCUGGAAAUAUUGUUGGUCUUUGUGCUAUUGGACUCAAAUCUUGAACUCGUACUGUAAAUCGAGAGAAUUGUCAUACUAAUUCUUGUCAAAAGAGUACAUGCAACUGCAUUGCUAGACCAUGGCAGUUAAUGUAGAACUUUGUGCUAAAAUGGCAGACCUUGAAAUGGGAGCAGGGGUGUUAGUGAGAGGAAUUCAAGAGGGGGGCGGGACAUGGAAACAUCAAGUUUUCUAGGGCACAACUGGCCUAAUCUUUAGAUGAAACACAUCCUGAGACUACAAUCCUCAAGAACUACUGCUGGAAACAUUUUUCUGUGGAGAGAGUGGCAUCCUUCCCUGGAUAAUACUCAUUCAGGGGUUUUUGUUUUGCUGCUGGUGGUGUGUAGUCAAUGUUUCUCAUACUUGUCAACACUGAGAGCUGUAGGGCAUCUGUCUGCUGAUUCGUGAGACUAAGCAGAGGUUCAUUACCACUUCCAUAUGUCUGUGGUAAUCUGAGGCGAUGUUGUUUCACAUAAUGGCAUGGCCAGCUUAGUACAUCUAGCAUUAAUAUGGGAAGGAUUCCUUCAUCUGUGCUGUUUUGGACCAGAACAGAUUGCUGUUAAAUAGAAGCUUCUGCAAAACUUAUUUGAAGAAAUGAUUGGCCUUCUUGUCCUAGACCUUAGAUUAUCCCCUCAACUAUGGUCAAAAGAAGCUAAUCAUGUAACUUCCUUAAUCAGUGUGAGUCAGUAGCUGACUUACUGGUAUUUCACCCCUGCAAGUCAA
This is a messenger RNA of Heteronotia binoei (common prickly gecko), 3584 nucleotides long. It is a transcript of the gene SLC68A1, whose product is annotated as major facilitator superfamily domain containing 13A. The record is from RefSeq and is a predicted model, not a curated record. The transcript is spliced from 10 exons. Lineage: Eukaryota; Metazoa; Chordata; Lepidosauria; Squamata; Gekkonidae. The coding region runs from base 266 to 1795 and encodes 509 amino acids.